UCAAUCGCGGCAGUUCUGCGCGAUGUGAUUGGUUAUUGUGUGGCUACUCCAUUACGUAUAUAAAGAACGCAGACGCCAUCGAAAUCAAUCGACGCUCAGACUUUGUCAAGUCUACAUCUACGCAGAGAGUUUUCGUUACAACUCAAUCUCGACAUGCCACCCAAAACCAGUGGUAAAGCGGUGAAGAAGGCGGGCAAGGCUCAGAAGAAUAUUAGCAAAACCGACAAGAAGAAGAAGCGCAAAAGGAAGGAGAGCUAUGCUAUCUACAUUUACAAGGUGUUGAAACAAGUGCAUCCCGAUACCGGAAUUUCCAGCAAAGCCAUGAGCAUCAUGAACAGUUUCGUUAAUGAUGUGUUCGAGAGAAUUGCCGCCGAGGCGUCAAGAUUGGCGCAUUAUAACAAGAGAUCGACGAUCACGUCUCGUGAGAUACAAACUGCAGUGAGGCUUCUUUUACCUGGAGAAUUGGCUAAGCACGCAGUCAGUGAAGGAACUAAAGCAGUGACCAAGUACACUAGCUCCAAGUGAAGCAAUUUAAUACAUAUUGCAUACGCAUA
Messenger RNA from Atta colombica, 554 nucleotides. Its product is annotated as histone H2B. The record is from RefSeq and is a predicted model, not a curated record. Gene Ontology annotation, cellular component: nucleosome. Bases 154 to 525 code for a protein of 123 amino acids. Gene Ontology annotation, molecular function: protein heterodimerization activity; structural constituent of chromatin; DNA binding. Lineage: Eukaryota; Metazoa; Arthropoda; Insecta; Hymenoptera; Formicidae. The transcript has a single exon.